Molecule: messenger RNA, 1493 nt
Organism: Asparagus officinalis (garden asparagus)
Lineage: Eukaryota; Viridiplantae; Streptophyta; Magnoliopsida; Asparagales; Asparagaceae
Exons: 3
Coding region: 103-1332 (409 amino acids)
Source: RefSeq, a predicted model, not a curated record
UAAAAAAACUGUCCACCUCUUCGAUCUUCAUGGUCCUUCCACCACCCUCCUCCUAAAAAACCCACCAAAAAUCCAAAAGAAAAAGAAAAAAGACAUGGAAAAAUGCUGAAGAAAUUCACAAAUCUCGCCUUCCAAUGGCGGCUCUCUCUCCUCUCUCUAACCCCUCUCAUCCUCUUCUUCUUCCUCCUGACAAACUCAAUCUACCUCAAUCAACUCUUUCACAAUUCAACUCCAUCUCCUCCUCAUCAUCAGAUUCUCAACAAAAAUUCAGACCUGAACCAGACGAGGAUAGCCAUCUGUCUUGUCGGUGGUGCCAGGAGAUUCGAGCUGACGGGACCGUCGAUACUAAAGAACCUGUUGGAGGAGUAUAAGAAUGCUGAUUUGUUCUUGAAUGCUCCUUUGGAUGGAGACGCUUAUAAGUUUUUUUUGUUGAAGAGAGCUCCGAGGAUUGCAGGUGUUAGAAUUUUUGAACCGGAAUUUAUGAAUGAGACUCAGGCGCAGAUUCGAGUGCUCACCGCCGAUAACUCGCCUAAUGGGAUUCAGGGCCUCCUUCAGUAUUUCAACCUAGUAGAAGGCUGCCUGAACCUAAUAACCUCCUACGAGUCUAAACACAACUUCACCUACGACUGGAUCGUCCGUACCCGAGUCGACGGCUACUGGUCCGCUCCUCUCAGCCCUGCUGCUUUCACCCAUGGUUCCUACCUCGUCCCCGAAGGCUCUCGGUACUCCGGCCUCAAUGACCGGCUUGGCGUUGGUGACCGCUCCACGUCGAUAGCCGCGCUGUCGAGAUUGUCGCUUGUCGAUGAGCUCAAUGUUGCGGGAUACGAGAGGUUGAAUUCGGAGGCAGCAUUUGAGGCGCAGUUGAAUGUGUUGGGGGUUAGAGGGAAGGAAAUGCGGUUUCCGUUUUGUGUUGUGAGCGACCGGCAGUACUCGUUUCCGCCGGACAGGUACGGAGUGCCAGUAGCAUCCAUGGCAAGCAAAGGCCCUCUCAGCGGAGCAAAAUGUCGACCAUGCAAACCAAUAUGCAGAGGACAAUGCGUAGCAAAAACCAUGAAAGAACUUGACAAAAACUGGAGCUGGACUGAAUACAAAAACGGAAGUCUAGAUCUAUGCAACGCAAGUGGAGAAUGGGAAAAUGGAUGGGAGGAAAUUUUCGAUAGAAUCGCUGGAAAAGACGCAGCGAAAGAAAGGAUAGAGAUGAAAGAAUUAGAUGUGAAGGGAUGCGUAAAAAAGUUUCAGGCAAUGAAGCGGAGAACAGAGAGAUGGGAGACCCCGGCGUUAGUGAGGAUUUGUCGAUUGGGUUUGGAGAGAUUUGAGUCUUCGACUCCAUGAUAAUAAUCUUAGAAUGCUAGUGGUUCAAAUUAGUUUUCUUUUCCCUCAACUUUUGUCUUCAUUUUUUUUGUAAAUUGUUAUAGUAUUGAUAGUUUUUGUCGUAUAAAAGAAGGGUUACCUGGGGAUAGACCACUUGUACUAUUGCCCAAUUGCGAAUAUUG